Molecule: messenger RNA, 1784 nt
Organism: Salvia splendens (bonfire salvia)
Lineage: Eukaryota; Viridiplantae; Streptophyta; Magnoliopsida; Lamiales; Lamiaceae
Product: NEDD8-activating enzyme E1 catalytic subunit-like
Exons: 8
Coding region: 323-1555 (410 amino acids)
Biological process (GO): protein neddylation
Cellular component (GO): cytoplasm; nucleus
Molecular function (GO): NEDD8 activating enzyme activity
Source: RefSeq, a predicted model, not a curated record
GGGGGCAGGUGGGCUGGGCUGCGAAUUGCUCAAGGACUUGGCUCUAACUGGCUUUCGGAAUCUUGAUGUAAUCGAUAUGGACCGGAUUGAGGUUACCAACCUUAAUCGUCAGUUCCUCUUCAGAUGUUACAAGCUAAAGAGUUGGUUGGUCUUUGCUCUUCCCAGUUACUAAACUCUAGCUGAUUUCAGUUGCUCGAGCUAAGUGAUAUGCUAGUCAUAAAGAUCUUCACAGACAUAGCGAAGUUUAUCUGGAUUUUGACCUCCAGAUUGGGUAUCAACUGUCAGUUGACAUGAUCUAAAGGGCUCAUUUUUAUUUUUUUAUAUGACACAAAGUAAAAAAAAAUUCAUUUGUUAUAUAUUUUUGCUAUUUUCCCAUCUGUCUCCAUUCACAAUAUCUUCUAUUCACAAUUGUUUCUAUAUACUCCAUUUUUUUAAUGCUGAAAAGUUAUCCUGCCUGCAUCCUCUGUGUAGACUUGAAGAUGUAGGAAAGCCAAAGGCUGAAGUAGCUGCUAAACGAGUUAUGGAAAGAGUUAAUGGUGUAAAUAUUACACCACAUUUCUGCCGCAUCGAAGACAAACCAUUGGACUUUUAUAGUGAUUUCAGCAUAAUUGUCCUUGGGCUUGAUUCUAUUGAGGCUCGGAGCUACAUAAAUGAAGUAGCUUGUGGCUUUCUAGAGUAUGAUUCUGACGAUAAUCCUCGAGAAGAAACUGUCAAACCUAUGGUGGAUGGUGGAACUGAAGGAUUCAAGGGCCAUGCCAGGAUUAUAAUUCCAGGAACAACCCCAUGUUUUCAGUGUACCAUUUGGCUGUUCCCUCCGCAAGUAAAAUUCCCUCUUUGUACUUUGGCAGAAACUCCAAGGAAUGCUGCUCAUUGUAUUGAAUAUGCCCAUUUGAUUAAAUGGAAUGAGGUCCAUGGUCGCAAAAGCUUUGAUCCAGAUAAUCCUGAAGGCAUGCAAUGGGUUUAUUCAGAGGCCGUCCAGAGAGCUGAACUUUUUGGAAUUCCUGGAGUUACAUAUUCUUUGACCCAGGGUGUGGUAAAAAAUAUUAUCCCCGCUAUAGCUUCCACGAAUGCUAUUAUCUCAGCUGCUUGUGCUUUGGAGACCUUGAAAAUUGUUUCUGGAUGCAGCAAGUCACUGUCUAACUAUUUAACGUAUAAUGGAGUGGAAGGUCUUCAUAUUAAAGUUACAAAGUUUGUGAAGGAUGCAGAUUGCCUUGUUUGUGGUCCCGGUGUUCUAAUCGAGUUGGAGAAGUUUGUUACUUUAAAAAAGUUUAUCAAUCAACUGGAAGAUCACCCUCGUCUACUCCUGACUAGAGUGAGCGUCUCAUACAGGGGGGAAAAGUUAUACAUGCAGGCACCUCCAGAAUUAGAAAAGGAGACUCGAUCUAACCUGGAUAUUCCCUUAUUUGAUCUAAUGAAUGGAGUAUCGAGGGAUAUUGUUAAUGUUAAUGGCAUGGCAGGCAAGGGUGACAAGAAGCAGUCUUGUAUGAGGAAGUUAUGCAUUGCAUUCAAGGGGGUUGACGGGGUUGCAGAUAUUGAUAUGGCCGGUGGGGCAUAACCUCACAUUUCCACUUUCAGGCAUUCCAUCAAGAGGUAUCGAAAUCGUUCAUCCAGUUGCAUAGUAGUAGCAUAAAUGUCCCUUUUUCGAUCUCAUAAUUUGUAGUGGUCAAUAUAUGAAGAAUUCAUGAAAAGCAGGAUGCUGAUUGCUUAGCAUCCUCUCAUUUUUCCUAUACCGUGAACUUACUUCAUCAAAUGAUACAUCAAUGAAAAUUGAGAUUUUGCUUCGA